AUGGGAUCUACUGAGGAGAAGGUAGACUUGGAUUCUGAUGAAGAGAUUCCAUUUAGUUUAUCUAACAGUGCAAACGGGAAAAUUCGUCCCAUGAACGUUGAGACGUCUCGAAUUGCAUCUCCAAGACAUGUCUCUCAUCCGUGGGCCUUGACCUUGAGAAAGAUAAACCACAUUACCGCUCUCAGAAGUAUUUACGUUGUCUUAGUUAAAGCAAAGAUCAACGUGCUGCUUCCUUUCGGACCCCUAGCGAUUUUGCUGCAUUACUUGACAGGAAAACAGGGGUGGGUCUUUCUGUUCAGCUUGGUGGGAAUCACACCACUGGCCGAGCGUUUGGGUUAUGCGACUGAGCAACUGGCAUUUUUUACUGGACCUACAGUGGGUGGUCUUCUAAAUGCUACAUUCGGUAAUGCUACGGAGAUGAUAAUUUCCAUAUAUGCUUUGAAGAAUGGGAUGAUUAGAGUUGUUCAACAAUCUCUACUUGGCUCUGUUUUAUCAAAUAUGCUACUAGUGCUUGGAUGUGCCUUCUUUUGUGGUGGGAUUGUACAUCGUCAAAAAGAUCAGGAAUUCAAUAAGGCAACUGCCUUGGUGAAUUCAGGAUUAUUGCUGAUGGCUGUUAUGGGCUUACUGUUUCCUGCUGUGCUUCACUUUACCCACACAGAGCUGCAUUCUGGGAAGUCAGAACUGGCGCUUUCCAGAUUUAGCAGCUGCAUUAUGUUGGUGGCAUAUGCAAGCUAUCUUUUUUUCCAGUUAAGGAGUCAUAGGAGUUUAUACGACUCUAUUGACCAGGAGCAGGGGGUUAACAAUGAAGAUUCCGAUGAAGAUGAGGAAGCUGAAAUUACUAUGUGGGAAGCUAUCGGCUGGCUAGCAAUUUUGACUUUAUGGAUCUCUAUACUAUCUGGAUACCUUGUCGAUGCCAUACAGGGAGCUUCUGACACGCUAAAUAUGCCUAUGGCAUUUAUUAGCGUAAUCUUGCUUCCAAUUGUGGGGAAUGCUGCAGAACAUGCCAGUGCUAUUAUGUUUGCGAUGAAGGAUAAGCUUGACAUAACACUUGGAGUUGCUAUAGGUUCUUCCACCCAGAUAUCGAUGUUUGUGAUCCCAUUUUGUGUAGUUGUCGGAUGGUUUAUGGGGCAACGGAUGGACUUGAAUUUUCAGCUCUUCGAGACCGCAACACUCUUUAUCACAGUGUUGGUGGUGGCGUUUAUGUUGCAGGAAGGGACAUCUAACUAUUUUAAAGGGCUGAUGCUCAUCCUGUGUUACCUCAUUGUUGCUGCUAGUUUCUUUGUACAUGUUGAUCCGACAAAUGAUGACGAUAAGUAG
This is a messenger RNA of Oldenlandia corymbosa var. corymbosa, 1317 nucleotides long. The record is from the annotation of a GenBank genome assembly. NCBI's taxonomy places the organism in Eukaryota, Viridiplantae, Streptophyta, Magnoliopsida, Gentianales, Rubiaceae.